Manis javanica (Malayan pangolin) is the source of this 1833-nucleotide messenger RNA. Its product is annotated as potassium voltage-gated channel subfamily KQT member 1-like. Lineage: Eukaryota; Metazoa; Chordata; Mammalia; Pholidota; Manidae. Gene Ontology annotation, biological process: potassium ion transmembrane transport. Gene Ontology annotation, molecular function: voltage-gated potassium channel activity. Gene Ontology annotation, cellular component: membrane; voltage-gated potassium channel complex. The record is from RefSeq and is a predicted model, not a curated record.
AUGCUAAAGGGGCGUGCCCAACAGGUGGGCACAGAUGGGGCGGGACCCAGCAGCUUCCUCAUUGUCCUGGUCUGCCUCAUUUUCAGCGUGCUGUCCACCAUCGAGCAGUAUGUCGCUCUGGCCACAGGGACCCUCUUCUGGAUGGAGAUCAUCCUGGUGGUGUUCUUUGGGAUGGAGUGCGUGGUCUGCCUCUGGUCAGCAGGCUGCCGCAGCAAGUACAUGGACAUCUGGGGGUGUCUGCACUUUGCCCGGAAGCCCAUUUCCAUCAUUGACCUCACUGUGGUGGUGGCCUCCAUGGUUGUCCUCUGCGUGGUCUCCAAAGGGCAGGUGUUUGCCACCUCGGCCAUCAGGGGCAUCCGCUUUCUCCAGAUUGUGAAGAUGCUGCACGUGGACCGCCAGGGAGGCACAUGGAGGCUGCUCGGCUCUGUGGUCUUCAUCCACCGCCAGGAGCUGAUCACCACCUUAUACAUCGGCUUCCUGGGCCUCAUCUUCUCCUCCUACUUCGUGUACCUGGCUGAGAAGGACGCCGUGAACGAGUCAGGCCUGGUUGAGUUCGGCAGCUACGCGGCUGUCCUGUGGUGCGUGGUCACGGUCACCACCAUCGGCUACGGGGACAAGGUGCCCCAGACGUGGGUCGGGAAGACCAUCGCCUCCUGCUUCUCCGUUUUCGCCAUCUCCUUCUUCGCGCUCCCUGCGGGGAUCCUCGGCUCCAGCUUUUCCCUGAAGGUCCAGCAGAAGCAACGGCAAAAACACUUCAAUAGGCGGAUCCCAGCAGCAGCCUCACUCAUCCAGACAGCACGGAGGUGCUCUGCAGCUGACAACCCUGAGUCCUCCACCUGGAAGAUCUAUGUUCGCAAGCCCUCACGGAGCCACCCUCUGCUAUCUCCCAGCCCCAAGCCCAAGAAAUCUGCCAUGGUAAAAAAAAAGUUCAAACUGGACAAGGACAAUGGGGUGGGUCCCGGAGAGAAGAUGCUCACAGUACCCCACAUCACGUGCGAACCCGUCGCAGAGGAGCGGAGGCCAGACCAUUUCUCUGUGGACGGUUGUGACAGUUAGGUGAAGAAGAGCUCCAUGCUGCUGGAAGUGAGCCCCACCCACUUCAUGAGAACCAACGGCUUUGCUGAGGACUUGGACCUGGAAGGGGAGACGCUGCUGGCUCCCAUCACACACGUGGCACAGCUGUGGGAGCACUAUCGGGCCGCCAUCAAGGUCAUUCGGCGCAUGCAGUACUUUGUGGCCAAGAAGAGGUUCCAGCAAGCAUGGAAGUCCUACGAGGUGCGGGACGUCAUCGGGCGGUACUCUCAGGGCCACCUCAACCUCAUGGCGUGCAUCAAAGAGCUGCAGAGAAGCAAGCUGGACCAGUCCAUCGGGAAGCCCUCCCUCUUCAUCUCCACUUCAGAGAAGAGCAAGGACCGAGGUAACAACAGCAUUGGUGCCCGCCUGAACCAGGUGGAAGACAAGCCUGACCGGCUGCUUUCUCACAAUCGACUGGUGCCCUCCUCGGGGACAGACCCUGGGAAAGCGCCUGGCCAGACCCAGAGGGCACAGUGCUAUGUCUCAGCCCCACGUUACCACUGCAGCCAUCAGGGCCAUAAACAACCCCCACGCAAUCUGCUGAUCGUGGGGAAGCCAGGACAGGAAAUGGAGCCACCACUGGGCCUCAGUACCAGGCAUAUCUACGGUGGCACUGCCAGCCCCCCGCCAGCCCCAGCCAGAGCCGCUGGGCUUUCUCCCACCCACAGGGUGGGCCUGGGGCAGGAGCGGAGCCUGGCCCUGGUGGUCAGAGUCGGAGCUCCAGCCCCCACAUGCUUCCUCAUCUCAGUCAGGCCCUAA